UCAUGCACCACCCUAGGCCUCAGGUGACUGCCUCCAUCUCCCAAGCUAAUAUUUCCUUUUCUUCCUUCCCAACAGCCAUGAUCAGCACUCCGGGGCCUUUCUCCUUUCCCAGGGCCCACUUCAUUCUCUUUGUCUUCAUGGCUUCCACCAUAUUCCACCUUCAGCAGCGGCUAAAGAAGAUUCAACCAAUGUGGGAGUUAGAGACGCAAUACCAGAGUUACUCUCUGGUAACAGAGAGCUCCGGUAGCUCCCAGCCCAAGGGUAUAUGGACAAUCAAUGUACAAGGUCGUCUGGGGAACCAAAUGGGUGAGUAUGCCACCCUGUACGCCCUGGCCAAGAUGAACGGACGACCCGCCUUCAUUUCAGCCCAGAUGCAUAAUACACUAGCUCCCAUCUUCAAGAUUACCCUCCCAGUCCUGCAUAAUAGUGUGGCCAACAAGAUCCCGUGGAGGAACUACCACCUGAAUGACUGGAUGGAAGAGCAGUACCGCCACAUCCCAGGGGAGUACGUCCGCCUCACCGGCUACCCCUGCUCCUGGACCUUCUACCACCACCUCCGUGCCGAGAUCCUCCAGGAAUUCACCCUGCAAGACCACGUAAAGGAGGAAGCCCAGACUUUUCUGCGGGGCCUAAAGGUGAAUGGGAGCCGACCAAGCACCUUUGUGGGGGUCCAUGUUCGCCGAGGGGACUACGUCCAUGUCAUGCCAAAUAUUUGGAAGGGUGUGGUGGCUGACCGGCGAUACCUAGAACAGGCCUUGAGCUGGUUCCGGGGACGCUAUCGCUCCCCCAUCUUUGUGGUCACCAGCAACGGCAUGGCGUGGUGUCGGGAGAACAUCAAUGCCUCCCGUGGUGAUGUGGUAUUUGCUGGCAGUGGGAUUGAGGGCUCCCCUGGCAAGGACUUUGCACUGCUCACACAGUGUAACCACACCAUCAUGACCAUUGGGACAUUCGGGAUCUGGGCGGCCUACCUUGCAGGUGGAGAAACCAUCUACCUGGCCAAUUAUACCCUCCCAGACUCUCCCUUUCUCAAAGUCUUUAAACCAGAGGCAGCUUUCCUGCCAGAGUGGGUGGGAAUUGAAGCAGACUUAUCCCCACUACUCAAGCACUGA
Molecule: messenger RNA, 1109 nt
Organism: Loxodonta africana (African savanna elephant)
Lineage: Eukaryota; Metazoa; Chordata; Mammalia; Proboscidea; Elephantidae
Gene: FUT2
Product: fucosyltransferase 2 (H blood group)
Exons: 1
Coding region: 3-1109 (368 amino acids)
Biological process (GO): carbohydrate metabolic process
Cellular component (GO): membrane
Molecular function (GO): galactoside 2-alpha-L-fucosyltransferase activity
Source: RefSeq, a predicted model, not a curated record